AUGACAGAGGGCGUACAGGAAACCCUUGCGGCUGUGUCGUCAGAAACCGCAGCAGUGCCACCAUCAGCAAGCGAAACACCAUCAGCAGCGGCCAGCGAAACACCAUCAGCAGCAGCUAGCGAAACACAGUCAGCAGCAGAUUCAGCGUGGUUAGCAGAUAUCUUGAAGAAGACACAGUGGGAAAGCAAGGGGCAGCAUGCGGCGCGCGUUGCCUUCAUGCGGACGGCUGUAGCGUCCAUGACUGCAUCGGGGGAGCUGAACGAGGAUACUUGCCGCCUCCUCUCUGGCCUCUUUUACUCGGUUAAAUAUUUGGGGUGUACGUACACCCCAGAGCUGGAGGCGCUUCUGUACAAGUACGAUUCUCAGCUGGCGGAAGAUGUGGCCAGCGCGCGAAAGAAAGAAGCCAGCAAGAGGCGCAAGGAACAACAACAGCAACAACAACAGUAG
This is a messenger RNA of Cyclospora cayetanensis, 447 nucleotides long. RefSeq lists its product as uncharacterized. The coding region runs from base 1 to 447 and encodes 148 amino acids. The transcript has 3 exons. The record is from RefSeq and is a predicted model, not a curated record. NCBI's taxonomy places the organism in Eukaryota, Apicomplexa, Conoidasida, Eucoccidiorida, Eimeriidae.